Molecule: messenger RNA, 4969 nt
Organism: Acomys russatus (golden spiny mouse)
Lineage: Eukaryota; Metazoa; Chordata; Mammalia; Rodentia; Muridae
Gene: Inhba
Product: inhibin subunit beta A
Exons: 3
Coding region: 836-2110 (424 amino acids)
Biological process (GO): SMAD protein signal transduction; BMP signaling pathway
Cellular component (GO): extracellular region
Molecular function (GO): cytokine activity; growth factor activity; hormone activity
Source: RefSeq, a predicted model, not a curated record
GAAGUUCACUUGCAAAGAAGGACCAUUUCCCAAGACGGAGGUGAUAAAUGAUGUAUGAAGCAGGCAUUCAAUUUCAAGGUGUAAAUUAACAGUGUGAGUCAAGGCAGGGAGACCAUCAUCACAUGGACAGAUUUUCCUGUGCUUUUCCUCAAGAACAUAGCUUAUUUAAAUCAUAACUAUAAACUAGAGUUCCUAUGCAGAACACUGUGAGGUUUCUUUGCCAUAGAAAAAGUAAAGUGCUUUGCAAAUAGAAGCAACUUUAUGAAGUAACAGAUGUUGUACAUGCAGACAUAAAGCUGAAUCUGAGUAUAACAAGAAGUGUACGUGUGAGUAAGAAAAGGCCACAGCUGGACACUCCUGGAGACCUGUGGGUUUGACACUCUUUAUUUUUGUAGAGGGUGAACUAUUCCUAGCCACGGGCUUUACUGGCUCAGUGCAUCCCCCAGGUAGUGUCUCAGAAGCCAAGAGAGAUUUCCAUUAGAUAAUGAAUUAUGAAAUGCUUCACACUGGAAAAACUAGUCAUCUGCUGAUGUCAUGCUGAUUCUAACCAAUCCUAAACAAAGCCUCAGCCCUCCUCUCUGAGAGGUACCAAUGUGUGAGUGUACAACUAAGUACUACAGUAUAAAACUUCUCAGUGCCAAUACCUUGAAGAGGAACCCAGACUGCUCUGACCUCAUGAUACAAGAGCCGGCUGGCAAAACAGAAGGGGCCCAGAAGAGAAUUUGCUGAAGAGGAGAAGGAAAAAAAAAGUCCAUAAAAAAUCCUGUGCGUGAGGGGUGGGGAGGAAAAGCAGGGCCUUUAAAGAAGGCAACCACACACGACUUUUGCUGCCAGGAUGCCCUUGCUUUGGCUGAGAGGAUUUCUGUUGGCAAGUUGCUGGAUUAUAGUGAGGAGUUCCCCCACCCCAGGAUCCGAGGGGCACGGUGCAAGCCCGGACUGCCCAUCCUGUGCGCUGGCCACCCUUCCGAAGGAUGGACCUAACUCUCAGCCAGAGAUGGUAGAAGCUGUCAAGAAGCACAUCUUAAACAUGCUGCAUUUGAAGAAGAGACCCGAUGUCACCCAGCCAGUGCCCAAGGCGGCGCUUCUCAACGCGAUCAGGAAGCUUCAUGUGGGUAAAGUAGGAGAGAACGGGUAUGUGGAGAUAGAGGACGACAUUGGUAGGAGGGCCGAAAUGAACGAACUCAUGGAGCAAACCUCGGAGAUCAUCACCUUUGCGGAGUCAGGCACAGCCAGGAAGACAUUGCACUUUGAGAUUUCCAAGGAAGGCAGUGACCUGUCCGUAGUGGAGCGUGCAGAAAUCUGGCUCUUCCUGAAAGUCCCCAAGGCCAACAGGACCAGGACCAAAGUCACCAUCCGUCUAUUUCAGCAGCAGAAGCAUCCACAGGGCAGCUUGGACACUGGGGAUGAGGCUGAGGAAAUAGGCUUAAAGGGGGAGAGGAGUGAACUGUUGCUAUCCGAGAAAGUGGUCGAUGCUCGGAAGAGUACCUGGCACAUCUUUCCAGUGUCUAGCAGCAUCCAGCGCUUGCUGGACCAGGGUAAGAGUUCCCUGGAUGUGCGGAUUGCUUGUGAGCAGUGCCAGGAGAGUGGUGCCAGCCUAGUGCUCCUGGGCAAGAAGAAGAAGAAGGAAGUGGAUGGAGAUGGGAAGAAGAAAGAUGGAAGUGAUGGAGCGGUGGAAGAGGAAAAGGAACAGUCGCACAGACCUUUCCUCAUGCUGCAGGCUCGACAAUCUGAAGACCAUCCUCACCGUAGGCGUAGGCGGGGCUUGGAGUGCGACGGCAAGGUCAACAUCUGCUGUAAGAAACAAUUCUUUGUCAGCUUCAAAGACAUUGGGUGGAAUGACUGGAUCAUCGCUCCUUCUGGCUAUCAUGCCAACUAUUGUGAGGGUGAGUGCCCAAGCCACAUAGCAGGCACCUCUGGGUCCUCGCUCUCCUUUCACUCAACGGUCAUCAACCACUACCGCAUGAGGGGUCACAGCCCCUUCGCCAACCUUAAGUCAUGCUGUGUGCCCACCAAGCUGAGACCCAUGUCUAUGCUGUAUUACGAUGAUGGCCAAAACAUCAUCAAAAAGGACAUUCAGAACAUGAUUGUGGAGGAGUGCGGCUGCUCCUAGAGUUGCCAGGUCCCAGAGGAAACGGAUCUAGAAAGUUCAGAGAAGAUAGUGGCAAAAAUGAAGACAAAUAUAAGAUUUCUGAAUUAAACAAAACAACCAGAAAAAUAGAAAUAAUAAAAAAACCCAUAAAAACAAAAACUAAGCUGAAAGCAAAACCUAAUGAAACAGAUGAAGGAAGAUGUGGAAAAUAUUCUAAGCCAGGGCUCAGACAUGAAGCGGUGAAGCAGACAGGGAUUGGGAGGAAAAGGGAGAAUGGUGUACCCUUCAUUUCUUCCAAGACCAAACUGAUUGCAUCAGUUUUUUUUUCAAACUGGGUAUUGUCCUCUCUCCUGCCUCUUGCUGUUCCCUUGCGAGCCUGGAAGUCUACUUGUCUAUUCUGCAGUAAUGUGGGCUAGCACAACCCAAAUAACGUCUAGAAAGCCAUGAGUUUUAAAGGGCCAGUCCCACCCAGUUACCCAGGUCAUAAGUAUGUCUAUGUGACACUCUCUCUGUGUAUUUCAGCACACACACACACACACACACACACACACACACACACACACACACAGAGGCAUGUCCACACACCACAUGCAUACACAUACUGGUAAAAGAACAAUUAUGUGCAGGUGGUCACAUUUUCUUUUCUGUACCACUUUUGCCACCAGACAAAACCAACAUAAAACAUUGAGAACAAGAACGGAAAGAGAGAAAGAUCAAGGAAUAAAGAAUACCAAGUUACAUUUCGUUAAGGUGCUUAUGAUCUUAGAACUAUGCAACCUAAUAGGUUUGAAACUGUUUACCUGAAAGAGGACAAAAAGAAAGACUUUUUUGUAUUGGAAGUAACCUGAUUAAUUUUUAUUUUCUUCAAGGAGAGAUACUUGAAAGGAAUAUGUUUGUCCAUCUGUUGGAUUCAAACAUUUCUAUAUUUUGUAAAUGUUGUUUUUUUAUCGUUUACUAUUUGCACUACAAUGGUGUUUGACCUGUCUAAUCCCUUAUUUAACAAGUAUUUUCUUUGGGUGGGGGUGGGGGUGGGGUUUAAGAGCUGCACUUCAUGUGAGCUACAAAAGAACUGCUACAGCACACAAAAUAGCUAUUUUUAUUAUUAUAAUUAUAAUUAUUAUUAUUAUUUUGUACCUUAAAAAUAGACACAUACACCAAAGACAUUUGUGUGAGCCUUUAAACAGUCUGUCUGUGGUUGGUUAUGGUUCACCAUCAAUGAGUCAGGGGUAGAGACUUAAGAUUGGGUUAGGUGGAUGGUGUUCAGGCUUAAAAGACCUGAGGUGUUUGGAUUUUUGACUCUUUUUACAUCCAUGAAACAGGACAUUUCAUACUGGAUGUACAGUAGUGUACACUGUUGGAUUAUCAAGUUCAAAUAAUGAGACUACAUGCUUGUAUGUGUAUAUAUACAUUGCUUGUGCAUAUGCAUAUCUGUGUGUAUAUAUACAUGUUUUGUACCAUGUCCAUACACAUUUUAAGCACUUCAGGCUGUCAUUUUUUUAAUGUUCUUAAAACAAUGAAUGUUUGUGUGCAAAACACAGUAUUUUUAAGAAGGAUAAGUGAUAGAUUUUUCUUGCUUUUACUCUGUAUUAGGUGGGUACAUUUCAAAUAUUUGGAUGGGAAAAGGCCUGAAAAUCCCAGUGAGAAUCCAGCCAGGCCCUCUUUAAAUGUACAGGUUGAAAUCUCCCCUCUUCCUCACCCCUGCUCCCUACAAGUUAUCCCCUGUGGGGAAAACGGGAUGUUAAUGAAAAAAUGGGCCGAUUUUUUCAACUUAUAUUUAUUAUUUAUUGGAAUCAAUCUUAAAUCAGAAACUUUUUCAGAAUAAAAUAUCUGUAGGCUAGAGUAAAUUUUUUUGAAUAGUGUUAUUAAUACUUAAAUAAUAAAAUAAGCAGGAAAGUAUUUAAGACAGUGGGAGUUAAGGGAGAGAGCACUUAGGAGUAAGGAGGUAGGAUAGUUGUACAAAUCUCUAAUAUUUUAUUUUACAGCCAAAAAUCUUAAUGUGUAAGUUUGUGUUUUUCGGAGGCAAAACUGAAAAGAUUGUCUUAUAAAGAUCAAAAUGCACACUUAAGCCCUGGUUUCUAAUUUAGCCCAACAUUUCGCUUGUCUAAAACAGCUAAUAAAUUGUUUCUUUAUGUAUUUAAAAUACAGAGCCUUAUUUUUACGGACAUGUUUGAAAAACUUUAUAAAAAUGAAAAACUCUAAUUGAAAAAAAAAAAACGAUAUUCCUCAGUAUUUUAUAAAGUAUUGAAGCUUUUAGCAUUAAGUCAGUCCGUAGAUUAAAGUCGUUGUAGGAAAAUGAGAUACCAGUGAGAAAUUAAAUCUUACAAAAGCUGGCUUAACUCUUAAAAAAAUAAACUAAGUUGAUAUAUAUUAUACAUUCUAAGUCAAUAUACCUUAUCACAUUAGGCUGUAUGUAGGCAAACUACUUUAGUCUUGUUACUGAGUUCCAGGGGCCCUCCCUUUCUUAUGCAGGAAAUGCAUGUACUGCAUAAGAAAUGAAUUACAACUGAGGUCUAUUGACCUUGGAGAUCUUGCAUGUGGGGACAGAUGGCACGGUGAGGACAAAUUGAGGGGAGGUAGACGUCCAGGUUCAACUUUGCCAAUUUUUAUGAAAAGCUUUAGGGCCCUCUGAGCUGUUUCUUUGGUACUUGAGCUAAUCCUGGGACCUAUAGAAAUAGUGUGUGGAGGUCUACUGUGCCAUGUCAAGGGUGACCUAGACCAUACGAAGAGCAGGAUUUAUGAAACUACUAACUCCAGUUCUCAUUCAUAUGAGGUGAAUCUGAAACCUUUUAAAACCCUUUAAAUUCUAGAUGCUUUUGGGGGGAAGCUGGGCUUUAAUGAGUAACCAUAGUAAUUAACUCUAGAAAGAAAUGGGAGUCCAUA